AUGCAUUCGACUAUUUCUCAUAGUGAAAAAUUGUAUAGUGCGGGUGAUGUUAUUAAUUUAGAAGAUUUUCUUAAUUCACCAUCACAUAAUAACAAUAUCUAUUCGACAAUCUCUUAUAGUAAAACACCAUAUUAUGCUGGUGAUGUUAUUGAUUUGCAAGAAGAUGUUCUUAACUCACCUGACUUGAUCGAAAUCGUUAAUACAGGUGAAUCAUCACCAACAACUGUGGAAAAUCUUGAUUCAGCAUCAAAUGAUAAUCAUGUGUAUUCAAAAAUUUAUCGUAGUAAUAAAGCAUCUAAUACUAGUGAUGUUCUUGAUUUUCAACAACAUUCUCUUAAAUCAUCUGUCUUUAUUGAUCGAAAUUUUUCACCACAAAUUGAAUCAUCAUCAAUUAAAUCACAUCAACACUAA
Rotaria sp. Silwood2 is the source of this 411-nucleotide messenger RNA. Lineage: Eukaryota; Metazoa; Rotifera; Eurotatoria; Philodinida; Philodinidae. The record is from the annotation of a GenBank genome assembly.